AUGAUUGAAGUGCUCACCCGUGGUGGUGUCAUUGAAACAGCAACAAUUCCAUCAGCAACGAGUAACAGUGUAAUUGGUGGCGGCUCCUCAACGUCAUCUGGCGUAUCGUCCGCUUCAAAACAUCUUUCGUCAUCUAUCUCUACACUUUCGGUAAUUGGACAAGGCGUCGAAUUACGACAACAGAUUGUUAAAAGCCCAUCUGAUGAAUCUUUGAGGUCUCGCACAUCAUCUUCCGGCGGUAGCGGAGGCGGCAAUUCAAAUGGGACAGCAAAUACAAAUACCAGCAGUGGAAAUAAGGGAUAUCGUCCGGAAGAUGCAGUGCGGACGUUUGGAGGUAAGCUCACAUCCUUCGAAAUCUCAGAAAUUUACAAUUAUCCUCGUGUUUAUUUUGUUGGAUCUCAAGCGAAAAAACGAAGUGGUAACAUCAGUUCGCAGAAUAAUUGCGGUUAUGACGAUGAUAUGGGAAGCUACUUUCUUGUUGCGCAUGACCAUAUCGCAUAUCGUUAUGAGGUGUUGAAAGUUAUUGGUAAAGGAAGCUUUGGUCAGGUAAUACGUGCAUAUGAUCACAAACAUCAGCAAUAUGUUGCGCUGAAAUUAGUUCGUAACGAAAAGCGUUUUCACCGUCAGGCAGAAGAAGAAAUUCGAAUUCUCGAUCAUUUACGAAGGCAAGAUCCAGAAGGUGCUUAUAAUAUCAUUCACAUGCUAGAUCAUUUCAAUUUCCGAAAUCACAAAUGCAUUACUUUCGAGUUGUUGAGCAUUAAUUUGUAUGAACUUAUCAAGAAGAACAAAUUCCAGGGAUUUAGUCUACAGCUCGUUCGAAAAUUUGCGCAUUCAAUGCUACAAUGUCUUGAUUUGCUUAAUCGUAACCGUCUUAUUCACUGUGACUUAAAGCCAGAGAAUGUUUUGUUGAAACAACAGGGUAGGAGUGGCAUAAAGGUUAUUGAUUUUGGUUCUUCAUGUUUUGAUGAUCAGCGAGUAUAUACUUAUAUCCAAUCGAGGUUUUAUAGAGCUCCAGAAGUAAUUAUGGGUGGAAAAUACGGGAUGCCCAUCGAUAUGUGGUCACUUGGGUGCAUACUAGCUGAAUUACUUACUGGAUAUCCACUAUUACCUGGAGAAGAUGAAAGUGAUCAGUUAGCAUUAAUAAUUGAAUUGCUCGGUGUGCCACCUCUUAAAGUCACUGAGAAUGCCAAAAGAACGCGUAAUUUCAUUUCAUCGAGAGGUUAUCCACGGUACUGCACUAUAACUACAAUGUCUGAUGGAACUGUAGCAGUCUCAGGAGGGCGAUCAAAGCGCGGUAAACCAAGAGGUCCUCCUGGAAGUCGGUCUUGGAAUUCUGCGUUGAAAAAUCAGGGCGAUGAUUUAUUCAUUGAUUUUCUGAGGCAGUGUCUGGACUGGGAUCCAGAUAAGCGACUAACUCCUCAACAAGCUUUGAAGCAUCCUUGGCUGCGAAGACGAUUGCCUAGACCUCCGGAGUGUUGUGUUAAUCUUAUCUCCAUGGAUACUAGUGCCGAUGCUUCUCUUGUUUCGAAGUUGCCGCAUAUCUGA
Molecule: messenger RNA, 1545 nt
Organism: Brugia pahangi
Lineage: Eukaryota; Metazoa; Nematoda; Chromadorea; Rhabditida; Onchocercidae
Source: the annotation of a GenBank genome assembly